Molecule: messenger RNA, 1478 nt
Organism: Daktulosphaira vitifoliae (grape phylloxera)
Lineage: Eukaryota; Metazoa; Arthropoda; Insecta; Hemiptera; Phylloxeridae
Gene: ProRS-m
Product: probable proline--tRNA ligase, mitochondrial
Exons: 5
Coding region: 46-1395 (449 amino acids)
Biological process (GO): prolyl-tRNA aminoacylation
Cellular component (GO): mitochondrion; cytoplasm
Molecular function (GO): proline-tRNA ligase activity; ATP binding
Source: RefSeq, a predicted model, not a curated record
GUUAUUUGUUAUUUUUGAUAUGACUUAAUAUUAAUAUUAUUCAUCAUGAAUAGUAUGAAUAGAAUAUUUCGACCAACAAAGCCUAUUUCUAAAUAUGUCACUUAUAAACCGAAUGAAUUUAUGUCUAAUAGUCAAAAAUUGAUGAUAGAACUUGGGCUUAUCAGACAGAGUGCAAAUGGAUUAUUUCAUUUCUUACCAUUUGCUCAACGGUCCUUAGAAAAAUUAACUUCAAUAAUUAAUAAAAGUAUGGUUGGUAUAGGAGCUCAGAAAAUCUCUAUGCCUGUCCUAGUGAAGUGUGAUUUGUGGAAAAAAACUGAUCGUCUCAAUAGUAACAUAGAAGAUCUUUUUACUGUAACUGAUCGUAAAGAUAAAGAAUACUUGCUCAGUCCGGUAAUGAUUAUUUUUAAAGUUCAAUAUUUAAAAUUGACUCAUGAAGAAGUUGUAACAGACUUAUUUUGUUCAGAUCCUGUAACUUACAAAAAAUUACCAUUGCUUUUAUACCAAAUCGGAACUAAAUUUCGAGAUGAAAGAAGACCAAAAUUAGGAAUUAUAAGAUCUAAGGAAUUUAUCAUGAAGGAUUUAUAUUCUUUUGAUAGGGAUGAAAAAAGUGCUGUGCAAACUUAUAAUUCUGUUUGUCAGGCUUAUGAAGAUAUAUUUAAUCAUAUUGGAGUGAAAUAUAUUAAAGUUGAAGGUGCUUCAGGAAUGAUGGGUGGUAGUCAUUCAAAUGAAUUUCAUUUCCCUGCAGAAGUAGGAGAUGAUACAUUAUUACAAUGUAGAAAAUGUAGUUAUGGUAUUAAUAAAGAAAUUCCACGGGAAUUUUCUAAAUGUCCCCUUUGUUCUAGUAUCGAUAUUAUAUCAACUAAAGCCAUUGAGGUAGCACACACUUUUCUUCUUGGAACCUUCUAUUCAAAAGCGUUAAAAGCAGUAUUUUCAGAUGAAGAUGGUUCUUUGAAAUUUCCAUUUAUGGGAAGCUAUGGAAUAGGUGUUUCUAGAAUUCUUGGCGCAUCUUUAGAAUCUCUGAGUACACAAGAUGAAAUUCGAUGGCCUUAUUCAUUAUCACCGUUUACAGUUUGCAUUAUUCCAGCAAAAGAAGGAAGUAUUGAAGAAUUUUCUAGCAAUGAUAAGCUAAAUUAUUUGUACACAAGUUUAGUAGAAAUAUUUGGGGAUGAAGUGAUAGUAGAUGAUCGAAAUAAUAUGACAAUCGGAAAAAGAUUUAUUGAAGCUAAAAAAUUAGGUUUCCCAUUUAUUAUUACACUAGGGCAAAAAAUUAAUCUAGACCCAGCACUAUUUGAAUUGUAUGACAUAAGUUCUAAAAAUUCGAAUUAUUAUGAAUUGAAUGAACUUCUCAAUGUAGUAAAAAAUCACCAUAUUAGGUUGUCCAAAGUGUAUAAUUAAGUUUAUAUUUUAUUAAAAAUCUUUCAAUUAGUAAAAAUGUAUAUUAAUAAUAAGAAAAUAAAUAACUGUGUCUUAAAUUUUAA